AUCCGCCGGACGCCGGAAGUGACUCUCCGCCCCUGCCACUGGGCCAUGGAGACUGUGGCACAGUAGAGUCUGGUUGAGGCUUUAGGGGCGGCGGCCAUGGAGGCCGUGCUGAACGAGCUGGUGUCUGCGGAUGACUUGUUGAAGUUUGAAAAGAAAUUUCAGUCUGAGAAGGCAGCAGGCUCGGUGUCCAAGAGCACGCAGUUUGAGUACGCCUGGUGCCUGGUGCGGAGCAAGUACAAUGAUGACAUCCGUAAAGGCAUCGCGCUGCUCGAGGAGCUGCUGCCCAAGGGGAGCAAAGAGGAGCAGCGGGAUUACGUCUUCUACCUGGCUGUGGGGAACUACCGGCUGAAGGAAUAUGAGAAGGCCCUGAAGUACGUUCGAGGGCUGCUGCAGACAGAGCCCCAGAACAACCAGGCCAAGGAACUGGAACGACUCAUUGACAAGGCCAUGAAGAAAGAUGGACUAGUGGGCAUGGCCAUCGUUGGAGGCAUGGCCCUGGGUGUGGCAGGACUGGCUGGACUCAUCGGACUUGCUGUGUCCAAGUCCAAAUCCUGAAGGAGACUGCGCCUUCUCUGCCCAGGGUGAUGUGGGAACCCGUGGAAGACACUGGAAGAGGGGCCCAUCUGUCUUCACUGUCCCUUCCCCCUUCCUCCCGUGCACCCUUGCCACUGGCCAAUGUGGCCUUCAACUUCCACUUCCCUGAGACCCGUCCUUCAGCUCCAGAUCAUGUGCUUUGGGAUGAGUGUAAAUAAAAUCGGGCUGUGGCUUGGGAA
Molecule: messenger RNA, 773 nt
Organism: Lemur catta (Ring-tailed lemur)
Lineage: Eukaryota; Metazoa; Chordata; Mammalia; Primates; Lemuridae
Gene: FIS1
Product: fission, mitochondrial 1
Exons: 5
Coding region: 97-555 (152 amino acids)
Biological process (GO): mitochondrial fragmentation involved in apoptotic process; autophagy of mitochondrion; peroxisome fission
Cellular component (GO): mitochondrial outer membrane; peroxisomal membrane
Molecular function (GO): protein binding
Source: RefSeq, a predicted model, not a curated record